AGUGCAUGCAGGAGAAAGUCGAGUCGGAAAAAUGCUGAGAGAAAUUGAUCAGCCAUACCAUGAAUUGCGACGACAGAUCUGCUGUAGUUAACUAUGGCAUGUGGGACCAGCUCAGGGUUGACCAUGGCAGGGAAUUUUAUAUGUCCCUAUACAUGCAAGAGAAGCUAUCAAGACACAGACACAACCUCAGCAGACAACCAUACCUCCAAACAACUUCGACAAGGAAUCUUAGAGUGGAAAGGAUUUGGCCUGAAGUGAACAAUCGGGUGAACUACCCAUUGAAACAGGCCCUGGUGCACCUGCUAGACCAAGAAGUCAUCAACAUGGAGGACAAUAUGACUAAAUUCUGCACUUCUAACCUGGUAUGCCAAUUAAGCCAAAUUGGAGUAAAUAGAGUAGUACAAUCAUGGAAUGCACACAGGAUCCCAGGCCGUGGAAUACCCAAUGAACUUGCAGCAACUGGAUGUCCAUCAAAAAUUUCAGGUGAGCUGCUGCCCCAUGCCCCUGUUGUGGCAAAUAUGUAUGAGCAGGAGUUGGGAUCAUCGCUGACUUGGAUGUCUACCUUUGGAACGGAUCCUUUUUCCUCUGAGGAGGACAGGAGUCAUGCAGAGCAGGACUUUGCAGAGAAUUAUCCAGACAUCUCUUCUUUUCAAUCAAACAGUAAAUAGUGAAUAUAGCCUUUUUCAGGAUGCAUUGCUUCACCUCAUAAAUGUAACCCAAAGAUAUGUAUGAAAAAGUGACAUCAAUUUAUUUAUUUUUUUUAUUUUUUAAAGCAGUGUAUUCUACAUGUAGAUAUCUACUGUGAAGUCUAUCAAAUCAGCCUGGGUAUACUAUUAAUGGAUAAAGUGUAUGCAUUUAUUUAGUUGCCACUACGCCCAAAUGUCAGUUGAAUAAACAGACAAGUCUAUUUUUCCAAGAACUCUGUUGUAUUUAACAUUUCAAGUUCAAACU
Sinocyclocheilus anshuiensis is the source of this 951-nucleotide messenger RNA. RefSeq lists its product as uncharacterized. Lineage: Eukaryota; Metazoa; Chordata; Actinopteri; Cypriniformes; Cyprinidae. Bases 60 to 668 code for a protein of 202 amino acids. The transcript is spliced from 4 exons. The record is from RefSeq and is a predicted model, not a curated record.